This is a messenger RNA of Morus notabilis, 1482 nucleotides long. RefSeq names its product aspartic proteinase nepenthesin-1. Gene Ontology annotation, biological process: proteolysis. The coding region runs from base 7 to 1380 and encodes 457 amino acids. Gene Ontology annotation, cellular component: extracellular region. The record is from RefSeq and is a predicted model, not a curated record. NCBI's taxonomy places the organism in Eukaryota, Viridiplantae, Streptophyta, Magnoliopsida, Rosales, Moraceae. The transcript has a single exon. Gene Ontology annotation, molecular function: aspartic-type endopeptidase activity.
UCCAAAAUGGCUUCUAAUUCACUUUCAUUACUAUCCCCAGCAUUUCUAUUGCUUCUAUCAAUAUCUCUAUCAUUCUUAAUUCUCCCAACUUCUUCAACUUCAAGAAGAACUCUUGCUCAUCAUGAAAAGAUCUCAGCAACUUCUUCGGGUUUUCGGGUCGAGCUCAAACGCGUCGAUCAUGGCAAGAACCUGACCAAGUUCGAGCGUCUCCAGCGAGGAAUCAAGCGAGGAAAACACAGACUGCAGAGACUAAACGCCAUGGCCUUAGCUUCCAAAACCGAUGAUUCUUCGAACGUCAAAACCCCGGUGAAAGCCGGUAAUGGAGAGUUCUUAAUGAAGUUAUCAAUCGGAACCCCACCGGAGAGCUUCUCGGCGAUCAUGGAUACGGGCAGUGACCUUGUAUGGACGCAGUGCCUGCCUUGCUCCAACUGUUUCGAUCAGUCCACCCCGAUUUUCGACCCGAAAAAGUCCUCCUCCUUCUCGAAGCUGCCGUGCUCGAGCAGCCUCUGCGAGGCGCUCCCGUCGUCGACAUGCAGCGACGGGUGCGAGUACUUUUAUGGCUACGGAGAUUACUCCUCCACGGAAGGGGUUUUGGCGUCGGAAACCUUCUCGUUUGGCGACGGCUCGGUUAAGGGUAUCGGGUUCGGGUGCGGCGGGGACAACGAGGGCGACGGCUUCGCGCAAGGCGCGGGGCUAGUCGGGCUAGGGCGAGGACCAUUAUCUCUCGUCUCUCAGCUCAAGGAGCCUAAAUUCUCAUAUUGCUUAACUUCCAUGGCUGAUGACUCAAAAACAAGCUCACUUCUGAUGGGGUCUUUGGCUACCAAAAUGGGGGGCAAAAACGACACGUCGUUCGAGGGAAAAACGACACCUUUGAUAAAGAACCCGUCACAGCCCUCUUUUUACUACCUUUCGCUUGAAGGAAUAUCUGUUGGGGACAGACUUUUGGACAUUGAAAAGGGCACAUUUUCAAUCAAGGAAGACGGUAGUGGAGGGCUAAUUAUAGACUCCGGCACAACAAUUACUUAUCUUGAACACAAAGGCUUUGAUGUUCUUAAGAAAGAAUUCGUUUCACAAAUGAAGGGCAUUCUUUCUGUGGACAAUUCAGGUUCACAAGCUAUGGAUCUUUGCUUCAACUUGCCCAAGGGUACUAAAACGGUCCAAGUUCCGAAGUUGGUGUUUCAUUUCAAAGGGGCAGAUUUGGAACUUCCUCCGGAGAAUUAUAUCUUGAGUGAUUCGGAUUUGGGAGUUCUUUGUUUGGCCAUGGGGGCUUCUAGUGGUAUGUCCAUAUUUGGUAACAUUCAGCAGCAGAAUUUGCUUGUCGUUCAUGAUCUUGAGAACGAAAGAUUGUCAUUUGUUCCUACUCAAUGUGAUGAGUUUUGAUACAUAUAUGGGUAUCACCUUUAAUCGGUUCUGUGAGGCCUUUGAUGAUGAAUUCAUGCUGGUUAAUCUUCAUUUUUUUUUAAUAUGUACUGUAUGGUGUAC